UAAUGAUAUACAUACACAUCUUAACAACAUGUACAAAUUAAAUCAUACAGGCACGUGCAUCCACCACACUUAACUAACUCAAAUUAAGCCUAAACCUCGAAAGCUUCUCCGUCUCUAUAUAUACUUGAUCAGCCUCUUCCACCUUCAUAUUCAUAAAGCCGAUUUAGCCAAACAUUAUGGCGACUGUGACUGAAUCCUCCCCUUGGCUUCUCGGCUUGGCUACGCUUGCAUUAGCCGGCCUCGUUUAUCGGCUUAUUAAGAUUUUCAAGGGCCCUUCUCUUCCUCUGCCGCCGGGUCCUACACCAUGGCCUAUAGUAGGAAACAUGCCUCACCUUGGUCCUAUGCCGCACCAGGCUCUGGCCACCCUGGCUCGGGUCCACGGACCUCUCAUGCACCUCCGUCUCGGCGUCGUUGAUAUUAUGGUGGCCGCCUCGGCUUCAGUCGCCGAGCAGUUCUUGAAGGUUCAUGAUGCCAACUUCUUGAGCCGGCCGCCCAACGCCGGAGCUAAGUAUUUGAUGUAUAACUAUCACGACCUUCUUUUUGCUCCCUACGGCCCACGGUGGCGGAUGCUCCGAAAAAUCACCGCCGUCCAUAUGUUCUCCAGCAAGGCCCUGGAGGAUUGUAGACAUUUCCGUCAGGAAGAGGUAAGAAGACUGGUUAGUAAUCUGGCAAACAUUGGGUCAUCAAGUGGCGUGAAAUUAGGGCAACUUGUGAACGUUUGUGUGACCAACGCUCUAGCAAGGGCGAUGAUAGGGCGGCGCGUGUUCAACGAAGACAGUGCCGGGAGCGACCAGAAGGCGGAGGUGUUCAAGUCAAUGGUGGUGGAAAUGAUGGAGUUGGGCGGAGUUUUCAACAUCAGCGACUUCAUUCCGGCGUUGGAGUGGUUCGACCUUCAAGGAGUGCAUGGCAAGAUGAAGAAGCUGCACAAGAGGUUCGAUGCAUUCCUGACCAACAUCGUCGAGGAACACAAGAUUUCUGAGAGCCACCACCACAAGGACUUGCUGACUACGUUGUUGUCGCUUAAGGAUGUUCAGAACGACGAGGGAACAAGACUCACCAACGUUGAGAUCAAGGCCCUGCUCAUGAACUUGUUUGCGGGUGGGACCGACACGACAACUAGCACAGCAGAGUGGGCCAUGGCAGAGCUGAUCAAGGACCCAGGAGUGCUGGCUCGAGUGCGACAAGAGUUAGACUCAACAGUGGGUCAAGACCGGCUCGUGAACGAGUCAGACCUAGCAGAUCUACCGUACUUGCAGGCCUUCAUAAAGGAAACAUUUCGUCUCCACCCUCCAACGCCUCUUUCGCUUCCGAGAAUCGCAGAAAGUGACUGUGAGAUCUUGGGCUACCACAUCCCCAAGGGCGCGACUCUGCUGAUGAAUAUCUGGGCCAUAGGUCGUGACCAGAAAGAGUGGUCCGACCCGCUAGCGUUCAAGCCCGAGAGGUUCCUUCCCGGUGGAGAGAAGGCUCACGUUGAUAUUAAGGGUUAUGACUUUGAGGCCAUCCCGUUCGGUGCCGGUCGUAGGAUUUGUCCUGGUGUGAGCGUUGGCCUCUGCAUGGUUCAACUUCUGACCGCUACCUUGGCUCAUGCUUUUGACUGGGACCUCCAAGACGGUCUUAACCCCCAAAAGCUUAACAUGGAAGAGGUAUAUGGGGUAACCCUCCAACGAAAGGUCCCUUUGUCUGUGAACCCAAGGCCCAGGCUCGCACCACACGUCUACUCCUAGUUAUGACUUAUGAAUAUAGUUAAUGAGUAACAUAAAUAUAAUUUUCAACCGAUAAAAUAAAUGUACUUCUGAUAUGCUUACAGCUUACAGAUAUUUAGAGUGCACCCUUUCUGUGUCAGAUGUAGAAUUUUCUAAUAAUAAAAAGUUGGCAGC
Prosopis cineraria is the source of this 1877-nucleotide messenger RNA. RefSeq names its product flavonoid 3'-monooxygenase-like. NCBI's taxonomy places the organism in Eukaryota, Viridiplantae, Streptophyta, Magnoliopsida, Fabales, Fabaceae. Gene Ontology annotation, molecular function: heme binding; oxidoreductase activity, acting on paired donors, with incorporation or reduction of molecular oxygen; monooxygenase activity. The record is from RefSeq and is a predicted model, not a curated record. The transcript has 3 exons. Bases 177 to 1724 code for a protein of 515 amino acids.